AUGAUAAAAAAUUUAGAUCAAAAAACUUCUGAACUUAUAAAGUCACAACAGUAUAUUCAAAAUACAUAUACAAUAGUGAAGGAACUGAUAGAAAAUUCCUUAGAUUCAAAUGCCACGGAAAUAAAGAUCUUUGUAGACGAUGAAUUGAUCAGAGUUGAAGAUAAUGGAACAGGUAUACUGGACCUUAAAGAUGUAGGAAAUGAAGGAUAUACAUCCAAAGAACUAACUACGUAUUUUGUAUUGGGAUUAAACACCGAUUCUACAAAUAUUUAUUGUGGAUACAGAGGACUGGCCUUAUGUUCUAUUAAAAACAUGUGUAGUUUAGAAAUAACCUCAAGACAUAAAAACAAUUUAAUUGGUUAUAAAAAAAAUAUAAACACAGGACAUAUAUCUGUUUGCCCAAGAGAAAUAGGUACAACGGUAGAUGUUACAAAUAUAUUCAAUAAUUGUAUAUUAAGAAAAAAGCUUAAUAAAAAAUCUUUAACGAAGGAUGUUAAACAAAUAAUUAAAUUGGUAGAGGCUUAUGUUAAAGUAUAUGAUGUACAUUUUCAAGUUAAAUUUAAAGGUACGACUAUUUUUAAUGGAUGUGGAUAUAAAAAUAUUCUAGAAUAUUGUAAAUCAAAGUUUAACAACAUUUAUGAUGAAUGUUUAAUAAAGGAUAUGCCUGAUUUUUUUAUCUUUAUGUUUCCAAAUAAUCAAGACAAGGAAGAAUCAACAGUUUAUUUUGGUAAAAGAUUUGUUACCUCAAAAAAAAUAUCAAAAGAGAUAAAAAGUACUUACAAUUUAUUUCAGGAAGGGUUGCCGCUGUUUUAUUUGGUUUUAAAAUGUCCAAUUGAUUUUAAUAUAUCUCCUACUAAAAGCGAAAUUUUAUUUGAAAAUGAAGAUGAGAUAAUUGGUAAAAUUAAAAAAGAGAUAACUAACUUUUUAAGUAAUCAAAUGGUCUUUAAGAACAAUCACACAACAAAUAAAAAAAUAUCUGAAAAUGGGAGAUUAAUCAAGGUUGAAAACAAACAGGAUGUAUCAAAUUUUAGGCCUCAAGAGAAAAUCAUUAAUGUUGUAUCGUUACAAGAUACAAACGAUAGUACACAAGAGAUGCUGGAUAAUUACAUAGCAGAAGAAAUUAAUAAAUCUCUGGAAAAUGAAACAGAAGCUUUGUUGGAGGAAGAAUAUAUAAGUGACACAAAUUUAGUCUCUCAGCCAAAUAAUUCAUUAAUGGUACAGGAAAAUAAGGCGGUUGUGGUAGAUUUAGUAGAUAAUAAAAUAAUGGAUGUAAAGCAAAAUGUGUUGUCAUCUCCUUUUUCUGAUAUAAAUUGUAAAAGUUCUUACGUUAAUUCGCCAACGACAAAAAAAUUUAAAUCUUCACUCAGUUAUGAAAACAAAGAAUUUGAAGUCAAGGAAACGGAAGUAAAGCCUAUUUAUGAAGUACCAGUUUCUCCUUCAAAUGAAAAUUUUAACAUCGAAAGCAGUGGAAAAACAAUCUGCUUACAAGAAACAGCAUAUGAUUUUAUCAAGCAAGUGCAACAAUGCGAAAUUUCUUUAGUUCUAAAAAAAAAUGAUUUUUUUGACAUGGAAAUUAUUGGACAGUUCAACAAAGGAUUUAUUAUUACGCGAUUGGUUAAGAAUGAUAAAAUAUACUUGAUAAUUGUUGAUCAACAUGCGGCAGAUGAAAUAUUUAAUUAUGAAAAUAUAAAGAAAAAUACAAAAAUAUUAAAACAAAAAGUUUUAGUGCCAAUUGAAUUAAAGUUGUCGCCGAUAGACAAACUGUUUGUAGAAGAAAAUAUUGUAAGUUUUUCCAUCUAUGGAUUUGACAUAGAAAAUAUGAAACUGCUAACUGUGCCGGUUUUUAAAGGAGAAGAAUUUAAUUUAAAUGAUUUUUAUGAGCUAUUAGAUAAUUUUAAAAAUGGGGGAGAGGGCCUGACUAAAAUUCAGAAAAUUAUGGCAUCAAAAGCCUGUAGAAUGAGUGUAAUGGUGGGUGACUCAUUAAAUAAAGCUAAACUAGAGAAAAUUGUAAAAAGAUUGAAGGACUUAGAAAAACCCUGGAAAUGUCCACAUGGUAGACCAACCUUUAUGGUAGUUGAAGAAAUUGAUUUGGUUUAA
Messenger RNA from Vairimorpha ceranae, 2097 nucleotides. RefSeq names its product dna mismatch repair protein. The transcript has a single exon. Gene Ontology annotation, cellular component: mismatch repair complex. The coding region runs from base 1 to 2097 and encodes 698 amino acids. Gene Ontology annotation, biological process: mismatch repair. Gene Ontology annotation, molecular function: ATP binding; mismatched DNA binding; ATP hydrolysis activity. Lineage: Eukaryota; Fungi; Microsporidia; Nosematidae. The record is from RefSeq and is a predicted model, not a curated record.